AUGAUUUUAUCUGAUCAAGGUGAUGUUGUAGAGGAGCCGAAAGAUCUUGACCAUGGUGUCAAACUAUCAUUAGUCCAAGCUUAUCGUCGACUUCAUCACGCCGGCGUACUUCAUCGUGAUGUCGCUGCUCGAAAUUGGUGUAUGACCACGAUGGGACAUCCAACCCUCAACGACAAGACCAACAUGAUAGAUUCGGAGAUACCAACCUCCACCACCCCCACGACAGAAGGCGAGAUCGAUCUCGUACCUACAGUGAGUAUCAUAGAUUUCGGUAUAUCCAUCCACCGUGAUCAAACCCAUGUGGACCAAGCGCAAUGGGACAGGAGCUGUGAAGCAGAAUUGAAGACUGUCAGGUUUGACAGGAAUGGUUGUUUCGAAUGA
Tremella mesenterica DSM 1558 is the source of this 381-nucleotide messenger RNA. RefSeq lists its product as uncharacterized. Bases 1 to 381 code for a protein of 126 amino acids. NCBI's taxonomy places the organism in Eukaryota, Fungi, Basidiomycota, Tremellomycetes, Tremellales, Tremellaceae. The transcript has 2 exons. The record is from RefSeq and is a predicted model, not a curated record.